This is a messenger RNA of Staurois parvus, 300 nucleotides long. Lineage: Eukaryota; Metazoa; Chordata; Amphibia; Anura; Ranidae. The record is from the annotation of a GenBank genome assembly.
UACUGAUGGGCACUGAUAGGCAGCACUAAUGAGGUGUCACGGAUAGGUGGCACUGACUGGCAUCACUGCUAGGCAUUGACUGGUGGCACUUCUGGGCACAGCUGUGUGGCACUGCUGGGUGGCACAGGUGGGUGGCACUGCUGGGCACCAAUCAUGAGGGCACUGAUCAUCAGUGCCCUGAUGAUUGGUGUGCUGAUCCCUGCUCUGACAACUGCCGGUUCUCAGCAGUACUUUCCUCACGCUCUGACACUGAGGGAAGUGCAGCCGAGAACCGGCAAUUGCAUUUCCCGGUGAUCAGCG